UACUUCCGGGUUCGGCAAUACUGGGAGGUGGCGGCAUUAGGCAGUCAUUUAGGGCCUUGCUCUAAAGCUCUGCCUUCGCUUCGGUCUUUCUAGAAAACCCGCUUUGAUCUCGGCGUUGCGGGACAGGUAUUUCCUGGCCGCUGUGGGUGUUUUUGGAGCAGUGUGUUGCACCGGGGUCGGCGAUACCUUGUACUCAGGAGUCUCGGAGCUCCCGCAAGGCGAGACGAGCCUGUGGCACCCGGCGAGGAAGCCGGUUUCCCGGGUCGUGGCCCCAGCGCUGACGUUCUGUCACUUCACUCCGCGAUUACACCGUCGCAGGCGCGAAUUUGUCUCCAAUGGCUGAUACGACCCCAAACAGCCCCCAGGGGGCGGGCGCUGUGCAAUUCAUGAUGACCAAUAAACUGGAUACAGCAAUGUGGCUUUCCCGAUUAUUCACAGUUUACUGCUCGGCUUUGUUUGUUCUGCCUCUUCUUGGGUUACAUGAAGCAGCAAGCUUUUAUCAACGUGCUUUGCUGGCAAAUGCUCUGACCAGUGCUCUGAGACUGCAUCAAAGAUUACCUCACUUCCAGUUAAGCAGAGCAUUCCUGGCACAGGCUUUGUUAGAGGACAGCUGCCACUACCUGUUGUAUUCACUCAUCUUUGUCAAUUCUUACCCUGUUACAAUGAGUAUUUUCCCAGUCUUGUUAUUCUCUUUGCUUCAUGCUGCCACAUACACUAAAAAGGUCCUUGAUGCAAAAGGUUCGAAUAGUUUACCUCUGCUGAGAGCUGUCUUGGAUAAAUUAAGUGCUAAUCAACAAAAUAUUUUGAAAUUCAUUGCUUGUAAUGAAAUUUUCUUGAUGCCUGCUACAGUUUUUAUGCUCUUUAGUGGCCAAGGAAGUUUGCUCCAGCCUUUUAUAUACUAUAGAUUUCUUACUCUUCGGUAUUCCUCUAGAAGAAAUCCAUAUUGUCGGAACUUGUUUAAUGAACUGAGGAUUGUUGUUGAACAUAUAAUAAUGAAACCUGCCUGCCCGCUGUUUGUGAGAAGACUUUGCCUCCAGAGCAUUGCCUUUAUAAGUAGAUUGGCACCAACAGUUGUGUAGUUUAUCAUCUAGUUAAGCAGGGUAUAUAACAUAAGCAUUAUUAGCAGCUGGUACUUCUGCUAAGGGUCAUAAAAUCCAGGUCUUACACUGACCGCGAUCCAAGUUACAUAAAAGCAUCUCAUUGGAAAAAUAAUAAUUUCUCUGGCAUGUUAAAUCAACCCUUUUUAAUAAAAGUUUCUAAGAAAAUUUUCUGCACUCUGUGGCUAAUGGAUAAGGAAGUUUAUAUCUAGGGGUAAAUAUACCAAAUUUUUUUUAGAUGCUGCUGUACCUGUAUCAUGAAAUACAUUUACUUCAUGUAAAGCUAGUUCUAAAAUGUUUCACCCUAAUUAAUAAUCUGAGUUUAUAUCUAGCAUGUGUUCAGAAUGAUAAUAACAUGUGAAUUCAGUGUACUUUGAGACAGUAUUCUUUUACCAUUCAGUAAUUUUGGUUGAUUUUAACAGAAAUUAUUCCAACUAUAAUUUUAUUUCAAAUUGUUACUGAAUUUGUGCUGCCUUGCUAGGACAGCUGUUAGGGGUCACAUGACUAUUUUCUAUCAAAAAGUAGUAGUGACAUGGCUUCCUUUUAGAGACCCAUUGAGUAACAUUUAUCAAGUAGAAAAUCCUUUUACAGAUGUGAACAGAUAGGUUAUUAGUAUAAUUAUAAUUCGUAGAAUUAUCAAGUUCAGAUUCUUGACUCUAGUUUUUUUGGUCUCUUAGGCUUGAAUUUUCCUAGACAGUUGCCGCAGUUCAGAUGCUGUGUGAAAGGAAUGUAAUUGAAGUUUGAGAAUAUAUGCCUAUACUUGUGUCUGUUAUGAAAUAAUGAAGGGUAUCCUGUAGAUUACAUAUUUUUCCAUUAAAUUUGGUUUGAAAGGUUAAAUGUCAAGGUUUAUAGGGAAGGCAGUUCAGUGAUAGUAUGGCUGAGGGAGGAGUUGUGGGGGAGUAGUGUGCAUUUUAAUUUCAUAGUACUAUGACUAGGGGAAUUGGAUAUAUUAUGAAACUGACUUGGGUAGUAUAAUGUGUUCAAUCCUGUUCAUUGAGCUCCCAUCAACUGCUUUAUAAAAUUUAUUCUGAUCCUUACUACUGUUGCAUGAUUGGAAAUGUUUAAAACAUUGCACAGUUUUAGACUAGAGUAAUGAAAUGGUUUUUGUAACCAAUUUUCUUCUGUCUGCAUGUCAUUUGGAUUUCUCAAAUACAUUCAUUAGUGACUUAGCAGUAACAUUUUUCCUUUUGUUCAACUUCCUAAUUUAUAGAAAGGUGAUAUUCUUAGGAUAGAUUACCAGAAAAAUUCCACUUGGUAGCUUAACUACAACUGGCUAUUUUUGUAUUUUUGUAAUAUUUAUCCACUAAAUUGGAUAAACAACCUCAUGAUAUACAGUUGAUUUUGUAUGUGUAUAUGGCUAGCCUUAUUACUAUUUAUGUAAUUGAUGGUUUUAAGAAUUAAACUUUUUAGAGCAAUAAAGUGACUACAAUGUUAAGUAAACAUACUGAUUUCUAAUGGUGUUUUAAAAUAUUAUCUUAAAUUACAUCAAAUUUUGGCAGCUGAAGGCACAUUCUGAAAGGUUUUUUCUACAGGUUUUUUUUUUAAAUCUGGAGAUAAUUUUACUUAUAGAAGAGUUUCAAAAAUAGUGCCAAGAGAUCCUGUAUACCCUUUACUCAGCUUCCUAUUAUGUUAAUGUCUUACAUAACUGGUAGAACAUUUGUCCAAAGUAAGAAAUUAACCCUGGAACAAUACUAUUAACUGAAGUACAAAACUUAUUUAGAUUUCUGUUUAUUGUGUGUGGCUUGUUUUUAACUUGAUUAUCUUUUAUUUUUAAAGGUUAUGUCUAUGUUUUUCUUCUUUCUUUAUUUAUUUUUUUCCUUCUUUAUUUUUAAAGUUACUGCUGAUGGAAAAGUUUUCCCUAAAGUAAAUAUUCCAUGUUAGUUUUAACAAAAAUAAUUUUAAUUUUAAAACUACACCAAUUUCACAUAUCUUCUGAUUUAAUUCUUUUUAAUCAUAUAGCAGAAUUUAAUACUUCUAAUAUGUUCAUGUUUGAAUGAAGGUACAGAUUUACGCCUUACUGGAAGGCUUAAUAUAUAAUACUCUUAGACCCAUGAAAAAGUAAAUUUUAUAAGUUGAGCAUGAUUAGAUGUUUACUUUGCAUGAAAUUGGUAGUUAGAAAUUCUGCAUUGUGAAUAUUUACAAGUGGCUGACUUGGCAACUGAAAUGAUAAUAUUACAUGUAUCAAAUUAAAAUUAAAUAUAAUAGCAAUAUAUAGAUAAGAUAACUGUGGUAGGAGAAAUUAAGUCUUUGUGCAUUACUUAACUUAUUUUUUCUUACAGGUUUAAAAGGAGUUGAUUUAACUUCCCAAAUAUCUAAUUCUUUAAGAAAUGGUAUAGUGCAGUUGGUGGUGAACCUAUGGCACAUGUGCCACAGCGGGCUGUUGUAUCAUUGAAAGCUCUAAAAAGUUCGCCAUCACUGGUAUAGUGCAUAACCCUCCUAUACAGUUAUAGGUCUCAUACAAAACCUACUUUAUUCUAGCAAGUAUUCUGUAUUCCUUUUGUAUACUUGAUUUUUCAUUAAUUUAAAUCAUAUUUAACAUUAAUCUAAAGAGAAAUUACUCAAGUACAAUUUGUAUUUUAAGUUUUCUUGAUAUAAAAUUCACCAGGGUACAUGCUUCUGUAAAAAAGCAAGAAAUCUUUUUUAAAAAUUACAUUUGGAUAUUUAAGAGUAUCCCUGACAAGCGAGGCAUGGUGAUCAACACACCUAUAAUCCCAGUAGUCUGGGAGGCUGAGGCAGAAGGAUUACAAAUUUGAGCCCAGUCUGGGCACCUUACCAAUACUAGGUCUUAAAAUUUUUUUUAAAAAUGUAAUAAAGGGGGCAGGAGGUGUAGCUCAGUGCAAAGACUGUGGGUUUAAAUCCCCAGAACUACACCAAAAAAAAAAAAAAGACUCCCUUACAGAGACCAUUAAAGCAAGCCAAUAUUCAGCCUUAACCCAAAAGUUAUAAAAGGUUAAUGGGUUCUGGUAUAUCAGUAAGAGUUGCAAAACUAUCAAUAUUUCUUUCCUAAAGAUCAGGAUAAAAAAUCCUGAUCAAGUUUGUACAUUUAGAACAUGAACAUUACAUAUACUAAAAAGGAAAACAAGUAUAUGUAACGACAAGUAGAACUGAGAGAUUUAGGGUUCUCUCAUACAUUUCAGAUGAGAGUGUAUGAACUUAAUUUGAGGAAUUGUGGUAGUCUUCCCCAACCUUACCUGCGCCAGAUCUAAGGAUCUGCUAGCCUCAAAGCUGUCACCCAGUUUUGAUAGUUAGAAAUUAAAACUUCAGUAAGGCGCCAGAGAUUUAGCUCAGUGGUUCCGCCACCUGCCUCCCAAGCACAAGGUCGUCCCCCCCCACCCCCCGAGUUCAAUCCCUGGUACCAAAAAAAAAACUCAGUAGGAAAAGCGGCCACAGUUAUGUUUGUAAUCAUUAGAUGUCACUCUCACCUCAGGUAGCUCCCUAUUUUCAGAUGCCACUGAAGUGCUGAGUCAGCUGUAAAACUUAAGGAUCUGAAUUUGAUGUAUGUUAGUUCAAUUUUGAGCAAACAAUUUAGAAACCAUUUACUAUGAGUACUUCUUUUUGUGUGCUAAGGAUUAAAGCCAAGGCCUCAUACCCUACCACUGAGUUACACCCUCAACCCAUGAGUACUUUUUAAAAAUACUGAAAUGUUCAAAAGCACCCUAUCAAUAUCUGCUGAAAAUAGUAAAAUGGGCUGCAGCUGGAUGUGACAUACAGAUUAUAAUCUUUUUUUUUCAAAGUGCCUAAAUUACCUAAACACAUCAGUUACAAAAUUGUUUUCAUUUUCAGAUGUGUCAUCAUUUUGUAAGUACACUAGAUGUAGUCAAUUUAAUCUUUUAAGAUUUAGACUUCAUAGUAAUAUAAAAGUACUGUAUAUUGACAUUUUUGGAUAUUAAGAAUGGUACCAAGAUUGACAGCUAGUUUUUCUUAACACUUUAUUGGGAUUUUCUAGGAUUAGGAGAAUUCCUCGGAGGCUGUAUGAUAGGAUAGCUCAACAGAUAGUAUACCAAAGGCAUGACUUUAAAAAUCCAGAAGUUACUUCCAGAGAUGGUUUUAUUGAAUAGUCAGUCCUCUUAUAUUUUGGGUAGAAUUAUUGUUGGAUCUGGUAUUAAGGAUAAGAAAGGAGCUGCUAAAAGUUUGAAAGGUUUCGUGGUGGUAAUUUUUAUUUUUGGUACUGGGGAUCAAACUCAGGUCCUUAACGCUUAUGAGGCAGGCACCAGAACCACUGAGCUAAAUCCCCGACCCUUCCUGGUCAUAAAAUUAAUUUACAAAAUGUUUGUGUUCUGAGGUGGUACUCAGAUGGGCUGUUCAAAAGGAAAGUGUUCCUAUGUGAGGGAUUCUCUGUCUUUGAGUACAUAUAGGAAAACUGACAUGCAUUUAGUUGGAGUGGACAUGAAAAGACAAAGUAUAGUAUUUCCUUAAUCUAAAGCAGAUUCUUAGAAAAUGAUUGAAAUCUUAACAAUUAGCUCAUAUUCUAGGAGAAAGAAGGACCCAAGAAUCAUUUCACUUUCUCUUUCAUAACCUUGUAAAGCUACUUUUUUGAUUUCACUCAUCACUUUCAAACUCUUUUUCUUUUCUUGGUUCAUGACAGUUUAACUUCAAACUUCUAUUUUUCCUUUGUAACUUUGAAGGGAGAACUAGUCCUCUUGACAUAAUUUUUGCCUACACAUGUAUUUAUAAGUUGAGACCAAAUGAGCAAAAUAUUGGGCAGGUAACAUUUAUUAUGUGUAUAUAUUGGACCAAAUGUAAAAGGGUCACAAAAAUUAGAAACAGUCAUAAAAAAACUACUUGAUUUAUAAAUACAUUACUUCUGGUGCUCUAUAUUAAUGGGAUAUAGUGAACAAAAAUUUGUAUAUACAGUAUGUCAGCAUUUCAUAGUAACUUCUCUUUAAUCCAUUUUUAAUAUCUAAUACUGUACAGGUUGGGGAGUUAUACUCUUCAGGCCAAUACUAUCCAGACUAUAAAUUUAUAAAAUAAAUUGAAAAAUUCAUCAUUCUCCUGUAUUCAAGACCAAAGCACAUAAUGCUAAUGUAAGGCUCAGAGGGGAAAUAUAGUUCUCCUGCAUAUUUGAGAAAAUGUGAAGUCCUUUCAAGAAAAUCUAAUAAACAUAAUAAUCAUAGCCUGCUGACACCAAGGAAAAAAGAUCUCAUUCGCUUUUUCUUUUAUGCAGCAAUUUACUGGUCCCUACUGAUUUCCAAAUUGGAUCACUGUAGUAAAUUAUCUGUGCUGGUACCUGUGAAAGUAAGCCCGGGGAUCCAUAUUUGUUUUGUGUUCUGCUUAAAUCAGCAAGAAUGAUAAAUCUGAUGGUGUGAAAUUGGAAGUAUCAAGGGCUUUCUUUGGUGAUUGAGCAAAGUAAUAUCUUCACUUGUAAUUUAUUGUGACCUUUUUUCACUGUAUGUGCUUUGUAUGUUUAAUAUUUAUUUCAAUACAAAUUAAAUUGUUCUUUCAUCUA
This is a messenger RNA of Heterocephalus glaber (naked mole-rat), 6543 nucleotides long. It is a transcript of the gene Tmem33, whose product is annotated as transmembrane protein 33. NCBI's taxonomy places the organism in Eukaryota, Metazoa, Chordata, Mammalia, Rodentia, Bathyergidae. The record is from RefSeq and is a predicted model, not a curated record. Gene Ontology annotation, biological process: membrane organization; endoplasmic reticulum tubular network organization. Gene Ontology annotation, cellular component: membrane; endoplasmic reticulum.